CAGGUGUUCCUGUCAUCUAAUUAUGCCGUGGACAUUUAAACGGUAGUCUGUCUCGUUCUCGUUGCUGGUAUGUCGUUUCGUUGAUCUGUGAGUUUGUGCGCAAACGCUGUUCAUCUAUCGCUCCUUGUGAGACGGCCUGUUUAGUUGUAGGACUACGUUUCUUUUGUUAGGUUAGCUAGCUUGUUUUUCUUCCUACCUCAGCGUAACGUCCUUAGUUUUAGCCCAGCCAGUCCUGCAAGACUGUGACACGCACUUUUGCUUUCUGCCAGUUUUUUCCUGCUGCAGUGAUUCUAAGUUUUUGUUUAUUGCUUCAAUAAAGCAUGCACUACACACCGUCGUGUCGUCCACGCCUCUGCUCUUGGUUCCAGUGCCAGUCGAGUUUCGCACGUUAUAACAUCAAAACGUUUGCAUAUAAUCGUACCAUGCAAAACUAAUCCCAGACUGCAGCGUCUCACAAACCUAAAGUCCACACAGUGGCGCCAGUUACACAGUAACUGUAAGUUAUCUAAAUGUGUCAACCUUAACAAAAACGAGAACCUUGCGGAACCAGGUUCAAUCAAACCACGCGGUGACCUGAUGUGAUUAAACCUUAUGAGUUGUUUCUUGGUUUUAUGGUACACUCUUCACACUUUAGAGCGGUUACAUUAUAAAAUAAAAACGUUAAAAAAACUCACUUGUUGAUCGGAGUUUGCUCAGUCGUGGUUGGAUAUAGCGGGAAAGUGGAUGCGGGCAGAGUCCAGGAAACCUACCCUGAUUGGAGCAUGUCCGCACAUAUCCAAGACUCUUAGACGCGCGUGCACCUGAGUCUGCUGCAUAUUUAGCCAUAUUUAAAAAAAUGUUAUAUUUCAUAUUUGUUUUCAUAUAUUUAUGUAUGUUAUGUGGUAAAAAAAAAAGAAAAUGAAAUUAUACCAUUUUAUUCGCCUCUAGUAAAUUCCAGAGUGAGUAAUUAUUUGUAAUAAAAUAAUCCAUAAAUGCAAAGUCUUGCUGUGCUGCGCAGCAACAGAGCAUUAAGGCUUUACGUGGCGGUGAAUUUUCUCUAGAAUUGGGAAAACGCAACAUUUAUCAUGUGAACGUGCGUUAAGGUAGGUUUCUGCCCGUGCGCCUCAGGCGGGAGGGUGUCCAAGUCCAACGGAAUGACUCACAACUCGUGAUCCCCCAUUCUUCAGCAGCAGACUUAAAAAGAUGCCAUCUACCCCAAUAAUCCCUCUUUGGAGCUUGUGGUGCUAGUAGCAGUAGUAGCGUAGCAGCUUGACCUCGCAUUUAGGUUCCUCUGUGCAAGCUUCCUUGGGUAAAAAACACAAAUGACUCAUUGGAGUAAUUACUAAUUUUUGCAUUUACGUAUUGAAUCGAAUGACAAUGAAUGAGAUUGCAGCCCCACAGAGAAAGAGGAGGAAAGACUUUAUACCUUAUUUUUUGGGAUUUGUCAUAUUUUUGUUUUGCACGGUUCAUCUUACAUCGUUCAUUGCAGCAGCUGCACAGGAAGCCCGCUCUCCCAGGGUGCGCCGGGCCAUAGAGAAUGAGACCGAGUGCAUCUCCCCACAGUCCUCUGAGUUUCCUGAGGGCUUCUUCACGGUGCAGGAGAGAAAGGACGGAGGGCUCGUCAUUUAUUUUAUGAUCAUUUUCUACAUGCUUCUGGCUGUGUCAAUAGUGUGUGAUGAUUACUUUCUUCCUUCCCUAGAAGUGAUCAGUGAACGUCUGGGAUUGUCUCAGGAUGUAGCAGGAGCUACAUUUAUGGCAGCUGGAAGCUCUGCACCUGAAUUAGUCACAGCGUUUCUGGGUGUCUUUGUAACGAAAGGAGACAUCGGGGUCAGCACCAUCGUAGGAUCAGCAGUCUAUAACCUUCUAGGAAUCUGUGCUGCGUGUGGACUCUUUGCCUCUGUGGCCGGGCGUCUUACCUGCUGGCCACUAUUCAGGGACUGCCUCGCAUAUGGAAUUAGUGUGUCUGCUGUUAUUGGCAUAAUCUCUGAUAACAAGGUGUACUGGUAUGAUGCUGCUUUGCUGCUCCUGGUCUAUGUCAUCUACAUUGUGGUGCUGUGCUUUGACCUACGUAUUAGUGAGUUUGUUCUGAGAAAGGUGAGCCCUUGCUGCACUUGUCUGGGCAAAAGACCGGAUGAGAAGACAGAGACACAGCCUCUGGUGGGCUGGAAUGUCGAUGCCAGUCUGCGAGUCCACAGUCGCUCCAGGACUGACAGUGGGAUCUUUCAGGAUGACUCUGGAUACUCGCACCUUUCUCUCAGCCUCCAUGGGCUCAAUGAGAUUCCUGAAGAGCAUAAAAGCGUGUUUGCUGUGCCAGAGAGUGACCUGAAACGGAUUCUCUGGGUACUUUCCCUGCCCAUCAUUACUCUGCUUUUCCUGACCAUCCCGGACUGCAGGAGACGCUUCUGGAAGGAGUGGUUCAUGAUCACUUUCAUCAUGUCGGCGGUCUGGAUCUCAGCUUUUACAUAUGUGCUGGUCUGGAUGGUCACUGUUGUUGGUGAGACCCUUCUCAUCCCUGAUACAGUUAUGGGACUCACUUUACUUGCUGCUGGAACCAGUAUACCUGACACCUUAGCCAGCGUGAUGGUGGCCAGAGCAGGAAAAGCUGACAUGGCCAUGUCUAACAUUGUGGGGUCGAAUGUAUUUGACAUGCUUUGUCUGGGCCUGCCAUGGUUCAUUAAGACUGCCUUUAUGGAUACGAACAACCCAAUAGAAGUCAACAGCACUGGAAUGGUCUUCAUUUCUGCCACACUCUUGCUUUCUGUCAUUUUCCUUUUUGUUUCUGUUCAUGUUAACGGGUGGAAGUUGGACUGGAAAUUGGGAAUCAUUUCUCUCAUCUGCUAUAUCCUCUUUGCAACCCUGUCCAUCCUGUAUGAGCUGGGAAUUAUUGGGAACAAUCCCAUAAAACUGUGUAGUGACUGAGGGCUGACUUUCCCAGAGACUAACAAAACCAAAUAAUGAAUGCUAAACUUAAAUCAUAUGUCAACACAAGGAAAUGUCUUCACUUGAAAAACCUUUAAGAAGUUGUGCCACAAAGACAUGUGCUGGUCACAUUUUAUGAAGGGGAUGAUGUCUUUUAGGAACAUAUCCCCAAAGGCGGGAAAAGCAUCAUUGUCUUAUGUGCCUGCUAGGAUUUAAAACACAUUGUGAACAAACAAUGAAGCCCUAUAGUGUUUGAAUAAGUUUCAUGUCCUUACAAUUGCCAAUCAAGUUCCAAUAAAUGCAAACGUAUCUAUGUAGAGUCACCAAAUAAAAAGUGUUAAACUCA
Messenger RNA from Betta splendens (Siamese fighting fish), 3244 nucleotides. It is a transcript of the gene slc24a5, whose product is annotated as solute carrier family 24 member 5. Gene Ontology annotation, biological process: calcium ion transmembrane transport; intracellular calcium ion homeostasis; melanocyte differentiation. The record is from RefSeq and is a predicted model, not a curated record. Gene Ontology annotation, molecular function: calcium, potassium:sodium antiporter activity; calcium channel activity. The transcript has 9 exons. Gene Ontology annotation, cellular component: membrane. Bases 1351 to 2898 code for a protein of 515 amino acids. NCBI's taxonomy places the organism in Eukaryota, Metazoa, Chordata, Actinopteri, Anabantiformes, Osphronemidae.